Molecule: messenger RNA, 3506 nt
Organism: Ananas comosus (pineapple)
Lineage: Eukaryota; Viridiplantae; Streptophyta; Magnoliopsida; Poales; Bromeliaceae
Product: RNA cytidine acetyltransferase 1-like
Exons: 25
Coding region: 150-3107 (985 amino acids)
Biological process (GO): rRNA acetylation involved in maturation of SSU-rRNA
Cellular component (GO): nucleolus; 90S preribosome
Molecular function (GO): 18S rRNA cytidine N-acetyltransferase activity; tRNA binding; ATP binding
Source: RefSeq, a predicted model, not a curated record
CCUUAAACCUCUUCGCCUGUCGCCAUUAUUCCCUUCCUCCUCCACCUCCUCCUCUUUCUCCUCCUCCGCCGCCGCCGCCGCCGCCGCCGCUGCGAAGUCCUUCCUCCGCCCGCUACUUCGACUGACCGCGCCCGAGCUCGCCUGGGACGAUGAGGAAGAAGGUGGACGAUCGCAUCCGAACCCUAAUCGAGAAUGGCGUCAAGCUCAGGCACCGCUCCAUGUUCAUCAUCGUCGGCGACAAGUCCCGCGACCAGAUUGUGAAUCUCAACUACAUGCGCAGCAAGGCGGUUGUAAAAUCUCGCCCUACAGUACUAUGGUGCUAUAAGGAGAAGCUUGAGAUCAGCAGUCACAAGAAGAAACGAGCAAAGCAGAUAAAGAAGCUGAUGCAGCGAGGACUGAUGGACCCUGAAAAAGCAGAUCCCUUUUCCCUUUUUCUGGAAACUGCUGAUAUAAAAUAUUGCUUGUAUAGAGAUUCAGAGAGAAUUCUUGGAAAUACAUUUGGCAUGUGCAUCCUCCAGGACUUUGAGGCAUUGACACCCAAUCUCCUAGCAAGAACUAUUGAGACUGUCGAGGGUGGUGGUUUGAUAGUGCUCUUGCUUCGUUCUCUUUCUUCUCUUACUAGUCUGUACACCAUGGUCAUGGAUGUGCAUGAGAGGUUUCGAACAGAGUCUCAUUCGCAGGCUGCUACAAGGUUUAACGAGAGGUUCUUACUAUCUAUUGCGACAUGCAAGGCCUGUGUUGUAAUGGAUGAUGAGCUUAACAUAUUACCAAUAUCAUCCCAUAUAAGAUCAAUUAAACCUGUAUCAGUCAUGGAGGAUCCUGAGGGGUUAUCUGAAGGGGAGCGGGAAUUGAAGGAUCUAAAGGAACAAUUCCGUGAGGAUUUCCCAGUUGGCCCUUUAAUUGGAAAGUGUUGCACUAUGGAUCAGGGGAAAGCUGUGAUUGAUUUUCUUGAAGCUAUUUUGGAUAGAACACUACGGAACACUGUUGCCUUAAUUGCUGCUCGUGGGCGUGGGAAAUCAGCUGCUCUGGGUCUAGCUGUUGCAGGAGCUGUUGUUGCAGGGUAUUCGAAUAUUUUUGUAACUGCUCCCAGCCCAGAAAAUCUCAAAACUCUAUUUGAGUUUGUCUGCAAGGGAAUUAAUGCUUUGGAAUACAAGGAGCAUUUGCAUUAUGAUGUGGUGAAGAGCACUGAUUCAGAACUGAAGAAAGCAACGGUUCAAAUAAAUGUCUACAAACAACAUCGCCAAACAAUCCAGUAUAUGAAGCCGCAUGAGCAUGGAAAGCUUUCUCAAGUUGAGCUCCUUGUUAUUGAUGAAGCUGCAGCUAUUCCAUUGCCUAUUGUAAAGUCCUUACUUGGACCAUAUCUGGUCUUCCUCUCAUCAACUGUCAAUGGCUAUGAAGGGACGGGACGCUCCUUGUCUCUGAAGCUUCUCCAACAAUUGGAAUCACAAAGUCAGAUAUCUAUGCAAAGUACCGAUGGCCCCAAAUCUGGUAGGCUCUUCAAGAAGAUUGAAUUGAAUGAAUCUAUUAGAUAUGCCUCUGGCGAUCCAAUAGAGUCCUGGCUUAAUAGUUUACUAUGCUUGGAUGUUGCCAAAUCCAUUCCAAAUAUUAGUAGACUGCCUAAUCCAAGAGAAUGUGAUCUCUACUAUGUCAACCGAGAUACACUUUUCUCAUACCACAAAGAGAGUGAGAUGUUUUUGCAGCGAAUGAUGGCUCUUUAUGUUGCCUCGCACUACAAAAAUUCACCGAAUGAUUUGCAGUUGAUGGCUGAUGCACCAGCCCACCAGCUGUUUGUAUUGCUAGGUCCCAUUGAUGAGUCAAAAUAUCAGCUCCCAGAUAUUUUGUGUGUUGUUCAGGUUUGUCUUGAAGGACAAAUAUCACGAAAAUCCUCUAUGAAAAGUUUAAGUGAGGGUCGUCAACCUUUUGGUGACCAAAUACCGUGGAAAUUUUGUGAACAAUUCCAAGAUGAUGUAUUUCCAAGUCUUUCUGGAGCUCGAAUAGUGCGAAUUGCUGUCCAUCCUAAUGCCUUGGGGCUUGGAUAUGGCUCAACUGCUGUGGAGCUCUUAACAAGGUACUAUGAGGGCCAAAUGACGAAAUUUGCGGAAGUUGAUGAGGAGAAGGAAGAACCUAAAAUUAAUGUCACUGAAGCUGCAGAAAAGGUCUCUUUACUGGAAGAGAAUAUAAAGCCCAGAGCAAACCUUCCUCCUCUUCUUGUGCAUCUUCAUGAACGCCCUCCUGAAAAGCUCCACUACCUUGGUGUUUCUUUUGGAUUAACAUAUGAUCUCUUUCAGUUUUGGAGGAAGCAUAAUUUUUAUCCAUUCUAUGUUGGCCAUAUUCCAAGUGCUGUGACUGGUGAGCAUACUUGCAUGGUCCUGAAGCCAUUGAAUAACGAUGAAAUCGAAGUUAGUGAAUCAGCUUAUUGUGGGUUUCUAGCUCCGUUUCAUCAAGAUUUCAGACAAAGAUUUAUGCGGCUUCUGGGCACUACUUUUCGCACGCUUGAUUCUAAACUUGCAAGGAGCAUUUUGGAAUCAAAGCCAGGUUCUACAAACCACGAACCCAGAUCGGUUGACAUGGAUGGUAAUUUUAAGAAACUGCGGGACCUAUUGUCCCCGUAUGAUAUGAAACGACUAGAGGCAUAUACCGGCAACCGUGCCGAUUAUCAUACAAUUCUUGAUCUUAUGCCCACUCUAGCACAUCAGUAUUUCCAAGAAAAGCUUCCUGUAACAUUAUCGCCGUCCCAAGCCUCAGUUUUAUUCUGCAUGGGUCUGCAAAACAAAGACUUUUCUUCUCUCAAGGUUGAAAUUGCCCCUGAACAUGAGACGUUGGAUGCAGAUCUCAAGGCAGUAGUAAGGAAAGUAAUGGAAAAGAUAAAAACAUAUAAUGAAGGUAAUGUGAAUCCGGAAUACCUGGAGCAAUAUGCAAUUGUACAUAGAGAAGGUGACUAUGAGGAGGCUUUUCAAAAUGAAGGAAAGGCAUCCUCAAGUGGGACACUUAGUGCGAAAUCCAACAGGAGAAAGAGGGAUCGACCAGGAAAGCAUAAGGAAAUGGUUAAAGCCAAAAGGAAAGAAAAUGACAGUGACAGAGGGAAAUUGAAGAAACAGAAAUCCUGAAGGUUUUAUUUGCAAAAUGCUCGACUGUUAUCAGUUUGGAGGAAGAAGCGUUCUGAUGCAGAAACUGUAGCCGUUGGCUACGUCAAAUUUUGUCCGUUGGAAUACUAUUAGCAUCCCAGAAUGAAUGGUGCUAAGGUGAACUUAUUAGAAGGCAACUCAGGUAUCAAAUCUUUUUUUUUUUAUUUUUUAUUUUUUAUGCGGGUGAUAGUAAUGUAACAUUUAUUAAGAGAGGACCAGAAAGGAACGGAGUGCAGGCCCAAAUUAUAAACGUUUAUUUAAUUCUAUUUGUGUUUUCUGUUCAUGUCUGAGCGAGGAAUAUAAUUGAUUCUUCUCCAGGCCACACUGUAACACUCCUUAUUUAUUUGCAAUACAAAUUUUUGACCUGUGUAAGAUGUAUGA